This is a messenger RNA of Astyanax mexicanus (Mexican tetra), 4303 nucleotides long. It is a transcript of the gene atg16l1, whose product is annotated as ATG16 autophagy related 16-like 1 (S. cerevisiae). Lineage: Eukaryota; Metazoa; Chordata; Actinopteri; Characiformes; Acestrorhamphidae. Gene Ontology annotation, cellular component: autophagosome membrane. Gene Ontology annotation, molecular function: protein binding. Gene Ontology annotation, biological process: negative stranded viral RNA replication; autophagosome assembly. The transcript is spliced from 18 exons. The coding region runs from base 255 to 2063 and encodes 602 amino acids. The record is from RefSeq and is a predicted model, not a curated record.
CACUACUAGUCUGGCCUAGCCUAGCUCCUCCUGAUCAGCAGCGCGGAGACUGAUCAGUGCACAUAAACGAAAUCAGUAUCGGUCCCGGUUCUGCUGCUGCUGCGCGGUGCAGAGAUCUGAGCGCGAGAACCGGAGCUCGAGCAGCGGGGUCUGUUUACUCCCGCAGAUUCUGAUCGGUUCUGCUGAGUCACACCGCGGAUCAAUAAUCCCGGAGCAGCGGAAAUACAGACUGACCGGGGAAAGGUGUGUAGGAGAUGGCGGGACGCAGGGUGGAGUGUACGUGGAAGAGACACGUUGUGGAGCAGCUAAAGCUGAGGGACCGAGUGCAGCGGCAGGCGUUUGAGGAGCUCAUACACCAGUAUAACAGGUUGCUGGAGAAGUCUGAUCUGCAGGGAGUUCUGUCAGAGAGGCUGCAGACUGAGAAGUAUGAGCUGCAGAACAGACAUGACCUCAGCCCAGGCGCUGAGUCUCUGCAGCAGGAAAUGGCUCAGAUCCGAAUUCGGCACCAGGAGGAACUCACAGAGCUCCACAAGAAGCGUGGAGAGUUGGCCCAAAGUGUGAUUGAACUAAAUUAUCAGAUUCAGCAGAAGGACAAAGAAAUCCAGAGCAAUGAGGCCAAGAUGUUGGAGUAUCAGCAGCAGAUCUCUCAGCUAGAGGGGGAAUGUCGUGAUUUGCGGAACUCUCUAGCGGAUUUGGAGCGAGCCAAUCAGACUCUGCGCGAUGAAUACGAUGCUCUGCAGAUCACGUUCAGCGCUCUGGAGGAAAAACUGAGGAAAACCACAGAGGAUAAUCAGGAGCUGGUGACCCGCUGGAUGGCAGAAAAAGCUCAGGAGGCCAACAGACUCAAUGCUGAGAACGAGAAGGACUGCAGGCGCAGACAAGCUAAAUUGCAGAAGGAUCUGGCAGAUGCUGCCAAAGAGCCACUGCCUAUUGACCCGGAAGAUGACAUCGAGGUCCUUUCUUCAGAGGACUCUGCAAAAGCACCAGGAGAGACGUCUCCAAGCAGACUGCCCAGCCGAGCACUUAGUAAACGUCUGUCUCAACCUCCCCCUGCUGGACUGCUGGACUCCAUCUCCAACAUCUUCGGAAGGCGUCGCUCGCUGAAUUCUCAUGGGACGUCUCCAGAUAGUUCGGAUGUUCCGUCUGGAGUGUGUGCGGAGGUCCGAGUGCCAUCCACUGCGCUGCACACCUUCGAUGCACACGACGGCGAGGUUAACGCAGUGAGGUUCAGUCCUGGAUCCCGUCUCCUAGCAACAGGAGGGAUGGACCGUCGGGUGAAGCUGUGGGAGGUGGUAGCAGGUCGAUGUGAACCUAAGGGGGCACUGACGGGCAGUAACGCUGGAAUCACCAGUAUUGAGUUUGACAGCGCUGGCUCAUAUCUUCUGGCUGCAUCCAACGACUUCGCCAGCAGAAUCUGGACUGUAGACGACUACAGGCUGAGGCACACACUGACCGGCCACAGCGGGAAGGUUCUGUCUGCACGGUUUCUGCUGGAUAACGCUCGCAUCGUCUCCGGCAGCUAUGACCGGACACUCAAACUCUGGGAUCUGCGCAGCAAAGUCUGUAUGAAGACGGUGUUUGCGGGCUCCAGCUGUAACGACAUUGUGUGCACGGAGCAGUGCGUGAUGAGCGGACACUUCGAUAAGAAGGUUCGAUUCUGGGAUAUCCGGGCUGAGAGUAUAGUGUGUGAGUUGGAGCUGUUGGGUCGUGUUACGUCUUUAGACCUGAAUCACGAUCGAACAGAACUGCUCACCUGUUCCCGUGACGACCUGGUAAAAAUUAUUGACCUACGCAACAACUCUGUGCGGCAGACCUUCAGUGCUCAGGGCUUCAAGUGUGGCUCUGACUUCACCCGAGUUACCUUUAGUCCUGAUGGGGGUUAUGUAGCUGCGGGUUCUGCAGAUGGUGUUCUGUACGUGUGGAACGUUCUCACAGGGAAACUCGACAAAACCCUGGAUAAGAAUCACAGCUCUGCUAUUAACUCUGUGUCCUGGUCUCCGUCGGGAACCUACGUGGUCAGUGUGGAGAAGGGCAGCAAGGCGGUGCUUUGGUCUGACCUGUGAUUGGUCUGCCUCCUCCCUGGCGCGAUGUGAUUGGACAAGGUGACGAAAGACGUCGCACUUUCUUCUCUGGCACUUGGACUGGAUUUACUAUGAAGGGGCGGAGCUUGAAUCCUCUGGUUCUGAGAGACCGAACACUUUAACUGCAUUCAUAUCAGCACUCCUGUAUACACCUGCACACACACACACACACACACACACACACACACUAUAUAUAUAUACACACACACACUGUCGCACAAACGCUCUCACUCACACACCUAUCAGGAGAGACACGUGUGACAGUCUGACAUCUGCUUUCCAAAAGAUUUAAAGGAGUUGUUAGUAUAACCACUGCUUGACAAUGCCAUGAGUGUGUGUGUACGUUUGUGAUUGCAUGUGUGUGUGUGUGUGUGUGUGUGUGUGUGUGUGUGUGUUUGCUUUUUGUUCUUCUUGCCUUACAUAUUAAACUGCUCAUGAAGUCUAUGCUGUGUGUGUGUGUGUGUGUGGGUUUGCCUGCAAUAUCUGAGUCUACCACUAGAGUGUGCUGCUAUACAGAAUUUCGGUGCAGCUCCUGCUCUCUGCUGAUUGGGCGAGUUGGUCUCUGUGGCUCUUAAAGGGAAUUUCCACCCGCUUAUCGUUUCUGUUCUGCAUUAUUCAGGGUUUAAAGUUUUAGAAAAUGGUUAUGGAUGCACAGGUUGGUUUAGGUGAUCUGAUCUCUUAGCCUUAUUACACCAGGGCUGUGUACUGACGAUACUGAUCACGAAACAGUAUACCACGAUAUACUGCAAUACUGUAAACACAGUGAGAAACUGAGAUUGUUUAAAUCAAAUUUCAUAAAAGUACAAAUAUUCUAUCCUAUUUAUAAAUUCUGAAUAAGAAAGUUUGCUCUGAAUUCAGUAAAAACGUUACAACACUGCUAUCCAGGGGGCGGGGUUUAAACACAACACUAAAUUAACCACUUCUGACACCAAUCUUUACAUGUGGCCUAGUAUAACUUAAUAGUUUGUAUUAAAAAGAAUAUUGUGUUUUUAUAAAUCGAUACAGUAAUGUAGAACAAAAUAUCACUUAAACCACUGACUAACCCAUCAGCUGAUAAAGAGUGAGUUUCUGCUACACAUAUUAAUAACUACACAUUAAAUAAUAACAAUGCUGUAUUAAUGAAAUAUUGUAAUGUUAAAUCAAAUACGAUGGUUAAAAAAUAAACAUUCCAGAAAAUCCAGCUUGUGAUAAAAACCGUUAACAAAAAUAAAAUUAAACAUGGUGUAGGUAGCGCUGCCCUCAGUGCUGCAGUAUUUAAACUACAACUACCGCAGUAUUACAUUAAUACAAAAAUGAUAAAUAAUAUAAACUGCUGUUUGUUUAUUGGUUGUUUGUUGGUAUGAUGUUUAAUCUAUAGCGCUUGUGCUUCUCUGAAUAUGAUGGAAAUCCAGACUGGAUUUCUCAGUUUAGCUGCAUAGUUUAGGCCCAGAUUGGCGACUAUCCAGUAGGACUGUACUCUUAUAAAUAUACAUAUAUGUGCUCAGUUCACCUUGUAGCAUCAAGGCAUUGCCAAGGUUAUCUGUAUUGUUGUACUGGUGAAUGUAGAACAUUGCUGAAAGAUGGUGGACUUUCCCUUUAAGUACACAUCAAUGACAUUUUUACAAAUUUGUCAAAUCCUUCCAAUAAGUGUUUAAUUCAAAUAUAAAUACUAAGUAAAAAAAAUGAAGUUAAUAAGCAUUGUAAAGAGCAAUUCACAUUUUUAUUUCAAAAUCAAUUUUAUUUUAUAAUGAAUGGACCAAUAGAAAUGCUCCAAAAUGACUUUAAAUUGACUUGCAUUGAAAGUGAAGUAGGACACACACACACACUACACACUUAUACUUACUGUCUCAGCUUGUUAGAGACUCAGCUUGUUAUGUAGCCUCACAGAGGUUUAAGCUGCCCUCAUGUUUUGUAGAUAAUAAAGAGGUGGGUGUGGCUUUAAAUUGAUUGACAGCAGAAUGAGCCAGUCAGUGCUGCACAGGUUAAUCCCCCUUUUACAUUGUGCAGACCCAGCGUUAACCCACACACACUCACACACACACACUGUGUCUCAUUGGUUCUGCUGCAUCAUGUGAGUAAGGCUUGAGUUCAGCACCAUACCAGAAGCAUUGUGGGUCUGGCUAAAGUUGACCGCUGUAUUUCAUAGGCUAAAGCUGUGUAUAAGUUAUGAUGAACUGAUAGAUGUAAAUGAACUGUGUGUGUAUGUUUGAGAAAUGUUUACACGCCAACAAACGUCUGACUCA